UAAACAACAAAAAAAAAAAAGUACUCGAAGCGCUGCUCUUCAAUCAGUCUUCAACGAGUCGGUCAGCUGUUUGGAUCUGUAUGUGUUUUGUGAAGUAACAACACAUGGACAAGAGAAGCUGAAGCUGGAUAAUUUGUUGGUACACUUCGAUACAAAAGAGAGCCUCACAUUCCACAGCAAUCAAUAUGCCUGAAAAGCAGUUGCAGACGGAGAGCGUGCCUCUAAAACGCACCAUAGGCGCAUUUAUAUUUGGCCUACUGCAGGCCUUCUUUCGUCUCAUCUUUCGCCUGAUCUAUGGCGUCAAGGGAGAGCGUAUGCCCGCCAUUACGGAUCCCAUACUCCUAGAAUCGGCCACAUCGCUGGCUAAGAAAAUACGCGAGCAGCAGCUGAGCAGCGUUCAGGUGCUGGAAUCGUUUAUACGCCGUGUAAAGGAAGUGAAUCCCUUGCUCAACUGUGUGGUAGAUCAGCGCUACGAUGAGGCACUCAAAGAGGCAGCCGCAGCCGAUGAACUGAUCAAGUCCGGACAAUACACCGUUGACCAAUUGGCCGAGCAGAAGCCUUUCCUCGGUGUACCCAUUACGACCAAGGAUUGCAUAGCGGUCAAGGGCAUGCUUCACACGGCUGGUCUCUGGGCACGACGCGAUGUGCGCAGCGAGAAGGAUGCGGAGGCAAUUGCGCUCAUGCGCAAAGCGGGCGCCAUUCCAUUCGCAUUGACCAAUGUAUCGGAAGUGUGCAUGUGGUGGGAGAGCAAUAACACCGUCCACGGCAGGACACGUAAUGCCUACGACACGAAUCGCAUUGUGGGUGGCUCCAGCGGCGGCGAAGGCUGCGUUCAGUCAGCAGCUGGUUCGGCAUUCGGUCUGGGCUCAGAUAUUGGCGGUUCCAUUCGCAUGCCGGCCUUCUUCAAUGGCAUUUUCGGUCACAAGCCAAGCAAGCUAAUUGUGUCCAACGAUGGACAGUUCCCAACGCCAUUCAGUGACGAGCAGAACGCUUUCCUCGGUCUAGGCCCCAUGUCACGUUUUGCAGAGGAUCUGCGACCUAUGCUGCAGAUUAUGGCUGGCGACAAGGCAAAACUUUUGCGUCUAAACACCCCAGUUGCGCUGGAGAAGUUGAAGUUCUUCUACCAGGAGUCGGAUGGUGGUGGCAAAAUGGUAUCCGCUGUGGAUGCAGAUCUUCAGCAGGCCAUGCGUCGCGUUGUGCAGCAUCUUAGCAAGAAGUUUGGCGAUGCACAGGUGGAACGCCUUCAGCUGCCGCACAUUCGCCAAUCGGCGGCCAUUUGGUUUGCCAAUAUGCGCGAUGACUCUGGACAUGGAUUUGACUUUCAACUGGGCGAUUUGCGCUACGAGAUAAACACAUAUCUAGAGCUGCUCAAGUGGUUCGUUGGUGCCUCGAAACACACAUUCAUUGGCCUAACAACAGCGUUGAUGGACAGUGCUCAGUGCCAGCAUGGCUCACCCAAGUACAAUCAUCUCGUGGCCAAGCGGGAUGAAUUGCGUGCCACUCUGCAGCAGCUGCUGGGCGACAAUGGUGUGCUCAUCUAUCCCACACAUCCCACAGUGGCGCCAUAUCACAACGAGCCCAUAUUCAGACCCAUCAACUUCUCCUACACCGGCAUCGUGAAUGUUCUUGGCUUUCCGGCAACCGCCGUCCCCCUGGGACUGGGCAGUGAGGGAUUACCGCUUGGCGUGCAAGUUAUUGCGAAUUUCAAUGAGGAUCGCCUUUGUCUGGCUGUGGCUGAGGAGCUGCAGAGUGCCUUUGGCGGCUGGAAGCGUCCAGAGGUUCGACUUUGAACCGUUCCGCAUUCGUUUUUUCUCUAGAUGUGUAAGUUAGCUAGUAACUGGAUGGAAUUGUACCCUAGGUCCCACCAAAUACUACUCAAAUUUGUAAACCAAUCCUCCUAUGAUCCCAUAUUCUAUAUUGUACAUGUGUAUGUGUAACGUACAUGAAAAAAGUGUUGUAUGUGUUGUGGGCUCUAGUGCCUGGUUAUAUCAAAAUGUCGAGAGUGUAUUAUGUAUUUACAUUUAUAUAAUGUUUUUAAUCGUAAAUUCUUAAGCAAACUAAGCUGAAAUCAUUCGAUUGUGCAGUGAAAAUAAACAUUUUGAAACAAUAUACAAUCAGUUGCGUUAUUUACUUAA
Drosophila nasuta is the source of this 2135-nucleotide messenger RNA. RefSeq names its product fatty-acid amide hydrolase 2-A. The record is from RefSeq and is a predicted model, not a curated record. Bases 186 to 1790 code for a protein of 534 amino acids. NCBI's taxonomy places the organism in Eukaryota, Metazoa, Arthropoda, Insecta, Diptera, Drosophilidae. The transcript has 4 exons. Gene Ontology annotation, cellular component: endomembrane system.